Penaeus vannamei (Pacific white shrimp) is the source of this 522-nucleotide messenger RNA. NCBI's taxonomy places the organism in Eukaryota, Metazoa, Arthropoda, Malacostraca, Decapoda, Penaeidae. The record is from RefSeq and is a predicted model, not a curated record.
AUGGAUCCCCCAAGGAAAUACCCCCUUAAGAGAGACCCACAGACGUCUAGUCCCCUUGGAAAGGACCCCACGAAGAAAAAGGACCCCGCGAGUGAGCAACCCCUAGGAAGCAUCCCCCAAGGGAGGACCCCCAGGAGAGGACCCCAGGGAGAGGACCCCAGUGGGAGGACCCCAGGAGCGGACCCACGAGUGAGCACCCCUGGGAAGCAUCCCCCAAGGGAGGACCCCAGGAGGAUGACCACAGGAGGCCCCAGGGAGAGGACCCCAAGAGACCCCAGGGAGAGGACCCCAGGAAGAGGACCCCAGGGAGAGGACCCCAGGAGGAGCACCCCUAGGAAGCAUCCCCCAGUGAGAGACCCCACGAGUGAGCACCCCCUAGGAACCAUCCCCAAGGGAGGACCCCAGUCGGAGGACCCCAGAGGCUCGUGCGACGGCCUCUCGCUGGGCCCCGACACCAAGGGGCUCCGGCGGCCGAUCAGCAUGCUGUCGCCUCGCCCGCCCGUGCCUCCGCCUCAUGCAUGA